This is a messenger RNA of Coccinella septempunctata (seven-spotted ladybird), 3507 nucleotides long. RefSeq names its product transducin-like enhancer protein 3-B. NCBI's taxonomy places the organism in Eukaryota, Metazoa, Arthropoda, Insecta, Coleoptera, Coccinellidae. The record is from RefSeq and is a predicted model, not a curated record. The transcript is spliced from 13 exons. Bases 328 to 2622 code for a protein of 764 amino acids. Gene Ontology annotation, molecular function: protein binding; transcription corepressor activity. Gene Ontology annotation, cellular component: transcription regulator complex; nucleus. Gene Ontology annotation, biological process: negative regulation of canonical Wnt signaling pathway; regulation of DNA-templated transcription.
CGUCAGGGUGGGGAUGCCGAGCAGUCAGUCGUUUGUGUGACGCAGAACCGUGCGCUCGUCCAUGUACGUUCCGUUCAUUGUAUAGUGCUGUGUUGAAUCGCUGGAUCUUCAACUAGUGAAAGUCACAUUCUCAGAUCGAGCAAUUUUUUAUUUUUUUCGAGUGGCCAGUGAGUGUGGUGUGUGGUGUUUGAGAGUGUUUUCUUCGAUUUUUUUUUCUUUUUGGGUUGGAUACACUGACUCGUCGACACGCGUUCCCGAUCCGACAACGCGCGCGGGGUAUCUCCUUGUUCCGGUGGGAUUUUAGAGAAAAUGUUUUGCUAACGGAAGAUGUACCCGAGUGCUGGAAUGAACGCAGCUGCAGCCGCAGCGGCCGUGGCCGCCCGUCAUCCGGGUCCACCCCAACCAGGACAACCAUUCAAAUUCACAGUAGGCGAAUCAUGUGAUAGGAUAAAAGAGGAAUUCAAUUUUCUUCAAGCACAAUACCACAAUUUGAAGUUAGAAUGUGAAAAGUUAGCCAGUGAAAAGAUCGAAAUUCAACGACAUUAUGUGAUGUAUUACGAAAUGUCAUAUGGACUCAACGUGGAAAUGCAUAAACAGACUGAAAUAGCAAAGAGACUGAAUGGUAUUAUAGCUCAAAUACUGCCAUUUUUAUCGCAAGAUCAUCAACAACAGGUAGCUACAGCUGUAGAGAGGGCGAAACAAGUGACUAUGUCAGAACUAAACGCAAUUAUUGGACAACAAAGACCCGACCUGCCAAGACUCCUGCAACAGAUGCAUGCGCAACAACUACCAUCCCACGCCGCUCCACCGUUACCCAUGAUGCCUCAUCCAGGUCUAGCUGGAGCACCACCAAGUUCAGCUGCCAGUUUGUUGGGUUUAUCUGGGGCCUUAGGAGCCCCCGGUCAACAUCCCCUGGCUAUGCUGGCCGGCAAGCCGGACAUGCACAGGUCGGAUGACGUCAAGUCGAACAGCGGUAUCAACUCUGCCGAGGAACGUCACAGGAAUUCGAUUUCACCUGGAGACAGAGAAAAAUACCGAUCUAGGACCCCGCAAGAAAACGAACACAAAAAGGCUAAAAAGGAAGAAAAAGAUAUGGGCCACGUAAGUAUUAAACAUAGUGACGGCGAGAAGAGCGACCAGGACUUGGUGGUCGACGACGCGUCCGAAGAUCCAAUAUCUCCACCAAACGGUACUGCGUCACCGAGGGAAAACGGCUUGGACAAACUGAACGCCAAGAAGGAUCAUCCGGGUCCGCACAGCCCCCGUUCAGGUACGUCCAGUAACGCAUCGACGCCAUCGACCAAAAAAUUGGACGGCGACAAGCCCAGUACACCGAUUUCCAAACCGGUAACUCCGACAUCGGCCGCUGGACCGUCCAGUGGCGCUGGAGGUCUCAAGCCAGUCGUCAAACCGCCGACGCUUGGUCAGUAUCCGCCCUACCUGGCGGGUAUUUCAAAUGGCGCUGCGCCACAUGAACUGCAGGCUGCUGCCGCCGCUGCUGGAGCAUAUGGUGGACUACACAACAACCUGCCACCUGCUUUGAACAAUUACCCGAGGCCACCACUACAAGUCGGGUACGAUCCUCAUUCGCAGAUGAGGGCACCAGUGGUACCAGGACUGGGGAUUCCUGGUGGAAAACCAGCCUAUUCCUUUCAUGUGAGUGCAGAGGGCCAGAUGCAACCCGUUCCAUUCCCUCCUGAUGCCUUAAUAGGACCGGGAAUACCCAGGCACGCGCGGCAAAUAAAUACUCUGAGCCAUGGCGAGGUGGUUUGUGCGGUCACGAUAUCGAACCCAACGAAAUACGUCUACACCGGAGGAAAGGGGUGCGUCAAGGUCUGGGACAUCAGUCAGCCCGGAUCCAAGAGUCCUGUCUCGCAAUUAGAUUGCCUGCAAAGAGAUAACUAUAUAAGGUCAGUCAAACUUCUACCAGACGGAAGAACCCUGAUAGUCGGAGGAGAAGCUAGCAAUCUUUCAAUAUGGGAUCUGGCCAGCCCCACGCCACGCAUCAAGGCGGAGCUCACCUCGAGCGCGCCAGCCUGCUACGCCCUCGCCAUCAGCCCCGACUCCAAAGUGUGCUUCAGCUGCUGCAGCGACGGAAACAUAGCCGUCUGGGACCUGCACAAUCAGACGCUCGUAAGGCAGUUCCAAGGACACACGGAUGGCGCUUCCUGCAUAGACAUUUCGGCCGACGGCACCAAGCUAUGGACCGGUGGACUAGACAAUACCGUCCGUAGCUGGGACUUGAGAGAGGGCAGACAGCUCCAACAACACGACUUCAGUUCGCAGAUCUUCUCAUUGGGGUAUUGUCCCACCGGCGAGUGGCUAGCCGUUGGCAUGGAGAACUCCAACGUUGAAGUUCUGCAUGCCUCCAAGCCGGACAAGUAUCAGCUCCACCUGCACGAAAGUUGCGUUUUGAGCCUCAGGUUCGCCGCGUGCGGCAAGUGGUUCGUCUCGACCGGCAAGGACAACUUGCUGAACGCCUGGAGAACACCCUAUGGAGCUAGCAUAUUCCAGUCUAAGGAAUCAUCGAGUGUGCUGAGUUGUGACAUCUCAGCGGAUGACAAAUACAUAGUGACAGGUUCCGGUGACAAGAAGGCGACCGUCUACGAAGUGAUCUAUUAAAAAAAAAACGUUAGGUUUAUUGAUGGUUUCGUUGGACGACCAGUUCGAAUAAAAGUGCAAGACUUCAGUAGAUUAAUAAAAGAAAUGUGAUACUUAUCUAUAAUUACUAUUUUCUGGUUGGAAAUUUAUGAGUUGAUUGAAAUUUUUAAGUGAUCUGACGCUUGAAGGGUUUGUUGAUUUCGGUGAUCUCCAUGACAAUUUGAUGAUAUAUAGUUAUCCAAUUUGUAUAUAUCAGGAUCAGAAGAUGAAGAAGAGUUGGAACAAGUUGGUGGCCAUCCAACGCAUGAACUCUAAAAUGAAUAAUUUUAACUUUGAAUAUUGUAAAUACAACUGACGAAAAUGAGCACAUUGUUUUUUGUUAUUUAAUAUGUAGCGCAUUAUCGAGAAUGCAAACAAGAUAAAGACAAAUGUAUAUUAUCUAUAUAUUUGUAAUUAAUGCUAUUUUAGCGAAGUGUGAAAUUCCGAAGUAUCUCAGUGUUGCUCCAACUUCGCAUGUGCAAAAUAGUACCUUUUAUGUAUAUCAAUGUGUUUUCGUUCUCCAACUAGAUAGCAUUUAAUACAUCCUGAAUUUAUGUUAUAGAUUUGUAGAUAACUGAAAUAUUUUAUUCUUGUUUUUAUUUUCAUAUUUGAUAAUUAUAGGUUUCUUUUUUCUUUCUUAGAUACUUAUGUGAGCAUUGUGACAAAAACAAUGACAUUCAUUCAACAGGAUUUCUUUCGAAAUCACCACAAUCUUCGAAUUAUGAAGUCAAUAUCAAUUGUUCAGUAUUUCGUAUCUUUUGUAAUAAAAGACAUCAACAUUGCAUACCUCAGCAGAACAAGAGAAACAAUAGCCCAGAUGUAUUUUUACCAGAAAUCGAAAAUAAAUUAUGUUAUUUUCAUUCUUAA